AUGCGUUCCCAAAACCUCUGGCGGUCACUGAGACUGGUUCAACGCUAUUCCGCCCGCUCCUUUCUCCCCGCUGGCCCAAGCAUCCGAAGCAUACGCAACCUUAGCUCUGCAGCGCCCCGAGUCCCUGAUUUCGCCUUUGCGUUUGACAUCGAUGGCGUCCUUCUCCGAUCCUCUACUCCCAUUCCAGGGGCCGCCGAAUCGUUAGCGCUUUUAAAGAAAGAGGGAAUACCGUUUAUUCUUCUGACAAAUGGAGGCGGGAAACACGAAACGGAACGCGUUGCUGAAAUCAGCGAGAAACUCCAGGUUCCAUUAGAUGCAGAUGUGAUCAUUCAAAGCCACUCGCCUUUUGCGGAGAUGGUACGAGGUACGGAAUCACAACCCGCUCUGGAGAACAAACGUGUACUGGUGGUUGGUGGAGAUGGAGAUGGCUGUCGUGCGGUGGCAGAGAAGUACGGAUUUAAGAACGUCGUAACGCCUGGCGACAUCUUCAUGGCCAAUCCAUCCAUUUGGCCAUUCUCAAAAGGGUUCAGCGACUACUACAAGACCUUCACCAGACCCCUACCUCAUAAGGGAGAGCCCGGCGACCCAACAAUGGGGCUUAAAAUUGACGCUAUCUUCGUCUUUAAUGAUCCGAGGGAUUGGGCGUUGGACGCACAUAUCAUCAUUGAUCUUCUGCUGUCAUCGCAAGGAGUCCUAGGAACUAUAUCAGACAAGAAUGGACGCGCCAAUCUUCCCAAUCGCGGAUACCAGCAGGAUGGGCAACCGCCUCUUUACUUCUCUAAUCCGGAUCUUUGGUGGGCGGCGGCUUACAGCCUUCCACGUCUCGGACAGGGCGGUUUCCGCGAAGCGUUGGAAGGCAUGUGGAGUGCAAUCACCGGUGGCUCCAAUAAAGGCGUUGAGCUUCAGAAGACAGUCAUUGGUAAACCGUCGCAAGGGACGUACGAAUUUGCGGAGAAGCAACUCCUGCGUAACCGAUCCAGAGCGUUUGCGUUUGAAACGACAAGACCCUUACGGAACGUUUAUAUGGUUGGAGACAACCCGGAAUCGGAUAUUUGCGGAGCCAACUCGUACCGAAGCGCGCACAAUAGCGAGUGGCAUUCUAUACUCGUGCGGACUGGCGUUUAUAUGGGCGGCGAGCCAGCAUGGACCCCGAAGACUAUUGCCGACAACGUCCAGAAAGCUGUCGAAUGGGGCCUACAGCAUUCCAAUUGGCAGACUAAGUAG
Aspergillus nidulans FGSC A4 is the source of this 1224-nucleotide messenger RNA. Its product is annotated as putative HAD superfamily hydrolase. The transcript is spliced from 2 exons. Lineage: Eukaryota; Fungi; Ascomycota; Eurotiomycetes; Eurotiales; Aspergillaceae. The coding region runs from base 1 to 1224 and encodes 407 amino acids. The record is from RefSeq and is a predicted model, not a curated record.